GAGAGAGAGAGAGAGAGAGAGAGAGAGAGAGAGAGAGAGAGAGAGAGACUGAAAGCCUGCAGCAGCAGCAAAUGAGACAGAACAACGAGGCGGGAGAGGUAGAAAGAGAGAGAGAGGGAGGGAGGUGGAGAGGGGCCCUGUGUAGGACGGAGGGCUACAGGGUGAGGAAGAAGGAGUAGAGAAAAAGUUAGGAGAAGUAGGAGAAAAAAGGUCCAGGGAGAGAAAAGAACGGGUGCAGAGAUUAACAACUACAGGAGAGAAGAAGGGAAACAACAGACAGGAAGGAAGGGGAGGGAGAAGUCCUGGGUAGAGAGGGGGAAAAAAAAGAGCUGAAGAAAAGUUUUCUUGUGGGAAGACGCAGAUGAGGAAAACAGAGCGAGUGAAUGACUGGGCUAGAGGGAGCAGAGAGGGGAGGAAACCAAUUGUUUUCUAAGGCGUUUUCCACACAAGCCUCUUGACUUCUUUGGACAUGUACACAGAAGGCGCACAAACAACGGGACACCACCGAUUUAUUCAGCACAUCAACACCACCAACCCCUGCUCCUGCCAGCACUGUGUCCACUAUGAGCAGCCAGCGUACGGCCAUCACGGUGGGCCGGGACACCAACCAGCAUCAUCCAAACAGACAGACCACCCAUCCCUGGACUGCAGGAAAGACACCCAGGCUCCUCGGGUUAAAGACGUAGGAGGGAGAGCUUUCAUAGUGGACAAAGCUGAGAGAAGCGGUCAUCGCAGCCCACAGAGGAGGCCUGUGUUAGCAGGGCCGGGCCUUUACAGCCAGUCAGAUGACUUGAGCCAAGUUUACCCUUGGGAGUUGAACCCUGCCCAGUGGAGCUACCCGCCGGAGCCUGGGGUGAGACACUACCCGUCUGUCAGAGAACAGUGUGGCUGUGUGGUGCGCAGCGACACCAGGGCACACCCCUUUAGCGCCGGGAUACCACAUCCUCUCCCCCAUCUUCAGGUCAAAGGUCAAGGGUACAGGCACAGGAGGACGGUCAGGUAUGUCUCCGUGGAUGAGGAGGAGGAAAGUUGUAGAUGCACCUCUGAGAACUAUCAUGCGGAGCCACACAAUCCCCAUCUGGGUCAUUUACACAUGCCAAAUGGCCACUGUGGACCGAGGCCUGUGUUCUUUCAGGGAGGGGAGGAAAGAGAUAGCAAUCAGGACCGGGGAAGACUGAAGGCUGGGUCAGAGGAGGGCUGUAAUGGACGCAGUGGCUCUCACAAAGGUUUCUUCUCUACUGAAGUCCCACAAAAACACUUGAACCAAAGCCGACAGAAGGGUGUCUGUGUCCCUCCAUCUGGCAUCACCAGUCCAGAGCCCUCAAAAUCGACAACCAACAGCGACCACCAGCACCAGGGUUCAGAGGUGGUGAAGCAGAAGAGGAGGCAGGAUUCGGUGAGGGAUCAAAUCAGACAAGUAGUGACAGAUCUGGAGGAUGUGUUGGGGGGUUUGAAGCAAGUUCACGUGGAGAUGAAAGAGGUGGUCCAGCAGAUUGAUUGUCUCACAGCCACAAUCGACCUCAGCGAGGAGGUGCCCUGCAUCACUCAGGGUCCGUCCAGUAACUUUCAUGGUUCAACUCAUCCAGGUGACCUCAGGCUGGCACCGCUGCCCAAUCACAAGCCUGCUCCAGUCCUGGCGUUGCAACACAUUGACAAAGAACGCAUCAUCUUAAGAACUAACUCUCCCUCCCCUGUUCACAUGGCAUCGGUUGUCAAAACCAGCCGCUUCACCCCACCCAGCCACAGUAAGGAUAUCAACCACGAAAGGCCAGGUGUAAAUGGCCACCCGCCUCACCUCUAUCCCCCCAGAGACACCAACCACGUUGGCCAAACUCAUCCCGAGCCCCACCCACAGAGCCUAGACCCUAAGGUCAUUAUUGGUAACAGCACCUCCAAUUCAAAGACUCAGAAGCCUCCUCUGUACCCUCAAAACGGACGCUGUGGCAAGGGCCCAUACCCGCCUCCCAAGCCUGUGAGGACUCCUGCCUACCCGGGGAGAGGCUGCCAGAGCACCAGUAUGGUGUGAAAGAGGGGGGUGGUCUGCCCCAGUGCCAUGGGGGCCUGAAACAUGAGACCCUGCUGCAGUGAGUGGAGGUCAGAGUGGAACCAGGCAGGGGAACAACUCAUGCAGGAGCUGAUGCCACAGAGACAAGCUGUCAGCCGGUGGAAACAGAGUAUGGCCUGAAGGUGGGGAUAUUUCCAAAGGGAAAACUAUCCCCCAAGAGUCAACCUACAACUGUAUGUCACGCGAGCACAGAAGCAUGGCGGAGUGGCAGUCAAACCUCUCUGAGAAUUUAUUCUUUUACUGUUUCUGGUGAGGUAGUGGCAAAUAAUGAUAAGGAUAAACUGUAAACUGCUGCUCAAAACCAUUAAUAGAAAGGUAUCUUUUAAUGACAGUGUUAAUUUAUUUUAUACUAUUUUAUAUUGCAAAUAAAUCAAUUUUCAGGCAGCUUAAACCAGUCUGAAUACUACCUAACCUGACAAAGCAUGAUUUCAGACUUUUACAAAUUUGCAUCAUGAUGUAGUUAUUUUGGCAAAUAAACAAAUGAUCCCAAUA
This is a messenger RNA of Perca flavescens (yellow perch), 2557 nucleotides long. RefSeq lists its product as uncharacterized. The transcript has 3 exons. Gene Ontology annotation, biological process: positive regulation of translation; positive regulation of cell size. Lineage: Eukaryota; Metazoa; Chordata; Actinopteri; Perciformes; Percidae. The record is from RefSeq and is a predicted model, not a curated record. The coding region runs from base 470 to 2026 and encodes 518 amino acids.